Amphimedon queenslandica is the source of this 292-nucleotide messenger RNA. RefSeq names its product chromodomain-helicase-DNA-binding protein 8-like. Gene Ontology annotation, cellular component: nucleus; chromatin. NCBI's taxonomy places the organism in Eukaryota, Metazoa, Porifera, Demospongiae, Haplosclerida, Niphatidae. The record is from RefSeq and is a predicted model, not a curated record. Gene Ontology annotation, biological process: regulation of gene expression; chromatin remodeling. The annotation marks the transcript as partial. The transcript has 3 exons. Gene Ontology annotation, molecular function: ATP binding; ATP hydrolysis activity; DNA binding.
AAUGUUGGAAGGACUCAGAGAACUACACAUGGAGCACAGGGUGCUACUGACUGGUACUCCUCUUCAGAACAGUGUGGAUGAAUUGUUUAGUUUGUUGAAUUUCCUGGAGCCGUCACAGUUCCCCUCAUUACAGUUAUUCCUCCAGCAGUUUGGGGAUCUUAAAACUGAAGAACAAGUUGAAGAAUUACAAAGUGUUCUCAAGCCAAUGAUGCUUAGAAGACUCAAGGAAGACGUUGAGAAGAGUUUAGCACCAAAAGAAGAGACUAUCAUUGAGGUAAACACUUAUUUACAG